GAAGGACAGGGAGCUGUAGGGAGACGUUUCACCUGAAGGACCGCCUCGUUUCAACAACAACUUUAUGGCUCCCGGAAGUGCUUCCUUGUCUCCUCCCCAGCCUCACGCCUGUGGGCUGCAGUUGGAGCGAUGGCAGCGGCUGCCGCUGGGCCUGGCUCAGGGUCUGGACCUGCGGACUCCCCGGAAGGGCCCGAAGCGGAGGCUGCGGAGCGUCGGCGGAAGGCGCAUGGGAUGCUGAAGCUUUACUAUGGCCUCUCGGAGGGGGAGGCAGCGGGACGCCCCGCAGGGUCGGAUCCCCUGGACCCUACCGAUCUCAAUGGGGCGCACUUCGACCCGGAAGUGUAUCUGGACAAGCUGCGGAGAGAGUGCCCCUUGGCCCAGCUGAUGGACAGUGAGACGGACAUGGUGCGGCAGAUCCGGGCUCUAGACAGCGACAUGCAGACACUAGUCUAUGAAAACUACAACAAGUUCAUCUCAGCCACAGACACUAUCCGGAAGAUGAAGAACGAUUUCCGGAAGAUGGAGGAUGAGAUGGACCGGCUGGCCACCAAUAUGGCGGUGAUCACCAACUUCAGUGCCCGCAUCAGUGCCACACUGCAGGACCGCCACGAACGUAUCACAAAGCUGGCAGGGGUGCACGCACUGCUGCGGAAGCUACAGUUCCUCUUUGAGCUGCCCUCACGACUCACCAAGUGCGUGGAGCUGGGCGCCUAUGGGCAGGCUGUGCGUUACCAGGGCCGUGCGCGGGCUGUGCUGCAGCAGUACCAGCACCUGCCCUCUUUCCGUGCCAUCCAGGAUGACUGCCAGAUCAUCACAGCCCGCCUGGCCCAGCAACUGCGGCAGCGUUUCAGGGAUGGUAGCUCAGGUGCUCCAGAGCAGGCCGAGUGUGUGGAGCUGCUGCUGGCCCUGGGCGAGCCCGCAGAGGAGCUGUGUGAGGAAUUCCUAGCUCAUGCCCGUGGGCGGCUGGAGGAAGAGCUGAGAAGCCUUGAAGCCGAGCUCGGGCCCUCUCCUCCUGCACCUGAUGUGUUAGAGUUCACUGACCAUGGUGGCAGUGGCUUUGUGAGCAGCCUCUGCCAGGUGGCCGUGGCCUAUCAGGAUCUGUUUGCUGCCCAGGGCCCUGCAGGUGCAGAAAAGCUGGCAGCAUUCGCCCAGGAGCUGGGUGGUCGUUACUUUGCACUGGUGGAACGGCGGCUGGCACAGGAGCAGGGUGGCAGUGACAACUCCCUCCUUGUGCGAGCACUGGAUCGCUUCCACCGGCGCCUACGGUCACCAGGGGCCCUGCUGGCUGCUGCUGGCCUCUCAGAGGCUGCCACAGAGAUCGUAGAGCGAGUGGCCCGGGAGCGCCUGGGCCACCACCUACAGGGCCUGCGUGCAGCCUUCCUGGGCUGUCUGACCGAUGUGCGCCAGGCGCUUGCUGCACCUCGCCUGUCUGGGAAGGAGGGCCCCAGCCUGGCCGAGUUACUGGCCAAUGUGGCCAGCUCCAUCCUGAGCCACAUCAAGGCCUCUCUGGCUGCUGUACACCUUUUCACUGCCAAAGAGGUGUCUUUCUCCAACAAGCCCUACUUCCGGGGCGAGUUCUGCAGCCAGGGAGUCCGCGAAGGCCUCAUUGUGGGCUUCAUCCGCUCCGUGUGCCAGACGGCCCAGAGCUUCUGUGACAGCCCAGGGGAGAAGGGGGGUGCCACACCACCUGCCCUGCUCCUGCUGCUCUCCCGCCUAUGCCUGGACUACGAGACAGCCACCAUCUCCUAUAUCCUCACCCUCACUGAUGAGCAGUUCCUGGUGCAGGACCAGUCUCCAGUGACACCUGUGAGCACACUGUGUGCAGAGGCCAGGGAGACUGCACGGCGGUUGCUGACCCACUAUGUGAAGGUGCAAGGCCUAGUCAUAUCACAGAUGCUGCGCAAGAGUGUGGAGACCCGGGACUGGCUCAGUACCCUGGAACCCCGGAAUGUGCGUGCUGUUAUGAAGCGGGUUGUGGAGGACACAACGGCUAUCGAUGUGCAGGUGGGGUUGCUGUAUGAAGAAGGUGUUCGCAAGGCCCAGAGCAGCGACUCCAGCAAGAGGACUUUCUCCGUGUAUAGCAGCUCUAGGCAGCAGGGCCGUUAUGCGCCCAGCUACACACCCAGUGCCCCGAUGGACACCAACCUCUUGAGCAAUAUCCAGAAGCUGUUCUCCGAACGUAUUGAUGUGUUCAGCCCUGUGGAGUUCAACAAGGUGUCGGUGCUGACCGGCAUCAUUAAGAUCAGCCUGAAGACGCUGCUAGAGUGUGUGCGGCUGCGCACAUUUGGGCGCUUUGGGCUGCAGCAGGUGCAGGUGGACUGUCACUUCCUGCAGCUCUACUUGUGGCGCUUUGUGGCCGACGAGGAGCUCGUGCACCUGCUGCUGGACGAAGUGGUAGCCUCGGCUGCCCUGCGUUGUCCAGACCCAGUGCCCAUGGAGCCCAGUGUCGUGGAGGUCAUCUGCGAGCGCGGAUAGGCCCAGCCAGGGCCCUACACCGCACUGCUCUGGCGUCCUAUCCCACCCUUACCCUGGUCUCCCCUUAGGCGGCCCUUCCCCGCUGGCGGGUGUCAGGACCCGCCUAAUAAACCUGUGUGGCCU
Castor canadensis (American beaver) is the source of this 2598-nucleotide messenger RNA. It is a transcript of the gene Vps51, whose product is annotated as VPS51 subunit of GARP complex. Gene Ontology annotation, biological process: Golgi vesicle transport; endocytic recycling; lysosomal transport. NCBI's taxonomy places the organism in Eukaryota, Metazoa, Chordata, Mammalia, Rodentia, Castoridae. The record is from RefSeq and is a predicted model, not a curated record. Gene Ontology annotation, cellular component: membrane; EARP complex; GARP complex.